AGUAUGUGGUCCAAUACUAGUGCUGCCUCCUUUUUGUUGACUGGAUUCCCAGGGCUCGAGGCAGCGCAUCACUGGAUCUCCAUCCCUUUCUGUGCAGUCUACUUCUCUGUGCUCCUUGGAAACAGCACCCUCCUCUACCUCAUUAAAGACGACCACACUCUCCAUGAACCCAUGUACUACUUCCUGGCCAUGCUAGCAGGCACAGACCUCAUGGUGACCCUGACCACGAUGCCCACUGUCAUGGGCGUAUUAUGGAUGAAUUACAGGAAGAUAUAUCCUGGGGCCUGCUUCAUGCAAGCCUACUUCAUCCACUCCCUUUCCGUUGUCGAAUCAGGUGUUUUGCUUGCCAUGGCCUAUGACCGUUUUAUUGCUAUCCGCAAUCCCUUGAGAUACACUUCCGUUCUCACCAAUACUAGGGUGGUUAAGUUGGGAGUAGGGAUAUUUCUGAGGGGUUUUAUGUCCAUCGUGCCUUUAAUUGUGCGCCUCUUUUCAUUUUCAUAUUGCCAUUCUCAUACUCUCAAUCAUGCUUUUUGUCUUCACCAAGAAGUCAUGAAACUGGCCUGUGCUGACAUAACCUUCAACAGAAUCUACCCUGUGAUUCUGGUCUCCAUAACAUUCUUCCUAGACUCUCUGAUAAUUCUCUUCUCCUAUAUCUUGAUUCUUAAGACUGUCAUGGGGAUUGCCUCUGCUGAAGAGAGAGCCAAGGCUCUCAAUACCUGCAUGUCCCACAUAUGCUGUGUUCUCGUCUUCUAUGUUACUGUGAUUGGUCUGACAUUCAUUCACAGGUUUGGGAAGAAUGUGCCACAUGUGGUCCACAUUAUCAUGAGCUAUGUCUACUUCCUCUUUCCGCCCUUAAUGAAUCCUAUCAUCUAUAGCAUCAAGACCAAGCAAAUUCAAAGUGGCAUUCGCCGCCUUUUGUCUAAACAGAAAUUUGGAAGUUAA
Molecule: messenger RNA, 942 nt
Organism: Echinops telfairi (small Madagascar hedgehog)
Lineage: Eukaryota; Metazoa; Chordata; Mammalia; Afrosoricida; Tenrecidae
Product: olfactory receptor 51B2-like
Exons: 1
Coding region: 4-942 (312 amino acids)
Biological process (GO): G protein-coupled receptor signaling pathway
Cellular component (GO): membrane
Molecular function (GO): G protein-coupled receptor activity; olfactory receptor activity
Source: RefSeq, a predicted model, not a curated record